AGAUUAGAAAAAUAACGCUCCCUGAUCCACAGUACGGACGUCGUUCCAGUGUGAGACCCCUGCAGUCCAGGUGAGGGCGCUAGUUCUAUAACUAUGGUUCUCAAUAACGCGGAGAAGAAGAAACUCAAGACGCUUUGUGUUAUUAUAUAGAGAAAGAGGAGCUGAUCUGCUGAAGAAAGGAAUAUUCUCCUGGUCCUAUUGUCCAUUUUCCCCUGCGGUUCUCAUUUUCAUCCACAAAUGCCAACAAACACCACCAAAAGGAAUAUGUCACACUGAUAUAAUUAGGAAAUAUUUAAUGUAAAGAUAUGGUGUCCAGGAGAUCCAGUACUCGGAAAACAUCCUCUCCUGCUCUCUACACAAGCACACCUUGCCGACGAAGAAAGAAGAUUAAAGAUAAAGAACUUUACUUCUGCUCAGAGUGUGGAAAGAAUUUUACUGUAGAAAAUCAGCUCCAAAGACACCAACUCAUUCAUAGAAAAGAGAAACUGUAUCACUGUUCAGAGUGUGGGAAAAGUUAUUCUAGACAAACUCAUCUCCAAACACACCAGCGCCUUCACACAGGAGAGAAACCGUAUCACUGCUCAGAGUGUGGAAAGAGUUUUAGAGAAAGUGGUUCCCUCAAGAAACACCAGCGCAUUCACACAGGAGAGAAACCGUAUCACUGCUCAGAAUGUGGGAGAAGUUUUUCAAGACAAAAUCAUCUCCAAACACAUCAGCGCAUUCACACAGGAGAGAAACCGUAUUACUGCUCAGAGUGUGGCCAGAGUUUUAGAGAAAGUGGUUCCCUCAAGAAACACCAGCGCAUUCACACAGGAGAUAAACCGUAUCACUGUUCAGAGUGUGGGAAGAGUUUUAGAGAAAGUGGUACCCUCAAGAAACACCAGCGCAUUCACACUGGAGAGAAACCGUAUAACUGCUCGGAGUGUGGACAGAGUUUUACUACACAGUGUCAUCUUCAACGACACCAGCCUGUUCACACAGGAGAGAAACCAUAUCACUGCUCAGUGUGUGGGAGGAGUUUUUCUAGACAAAGUCAUCUCCAAAUACAUCAGCGCAUUCACACAGGAGAGAAACCGUAUCACUGCUCAGACUGUGGACAGAGUUUUAGAGAAAGUGGUUCCCUCACAAAACAUCAGCGCAUUCACACAGGAGAGAAACCGUAUCAGUGCUCAGAGUGUGGGAAGAGUUUUGCUGUACAGAGUACUCUGUUAACUCACCAGCGCCUUCAUACUGGAGAGAAACCAUAUUACUGUUUUGAAUGUGGACAGAGUUUUAGAGAAAGGAGUAACUUUAUGAAACACCAGCGCAUUCACACAGGGGAGAAACCGUAUCACUGCUCAGAAUGUGGAAGAAGUUUUAGAAGCAGUGGUACCCUCAAAAUACACCGUCGUAUUCACACAGGAGAGAAACCGUAUCAGUGCUCAGAGUGUGGGAAGAAUUUCAGACACUCAAAUUUUAAGUUCCACAAAUGCAUUAAGAGACAGAAGAUUUGAGAACUGAAGAAACCUGGUAGACCUUUCAACAUCAUAAGAGGGCAGUCUUGAUAAACAUCCAAGUGUCCACUAAUGCACACAGUGUCUGACUCAACUCAGGAAUAAUAAAAAUAAAUCCAACAACUGGUAAGCUUACCGAGAUGCAGUUUUCAUGUUUCAUCUUCUGAGAACCAAGAAGUAGAAAGCUGCAAGCGAGUACUUUAACCUGCGGUUCUGAGUAAGAAAAGGAACCUGAUUGAAACAUCCAACUGAACUAUCUGCUGGAUGGUCAUUUCUAUCAUAAUAGAGGGUAUUCAUGGGUUUGGUGGAAUUUUAGUACAGCAAAACUUCCUCUUUGUUUUCCCUUGUUUAAAAGAAACGUCUGAGGGAUUUGAGGAAAUCAUACUUCAUACUCAAAGGGAAAAUGGUACUUAAAGGGAAAAGAUUAAUAUAUUUAUGCAACCAGGCACAGGUCCUUCAAGCGUUUCAAGCAGUCUACUUAGCAGUGAUGUUGCUAGUCUUUUGAAGCAUUUAUAAUUUCAAACAAUCAGGUGGAGGUUCAAUGGGCAGAGUCAUACUGCCGUCUCUAGUGACUCAUAUGAAUCGUCAUCAUUGUCUGGUGGAAUUUCGUACUGCACAAACUCAAACCAGAUUCUUUGUUGCUCAAUAAUGUCAAAUAUCUUAGCAGCGCAGCAAUAUAAACACCUGGCUAAAAAUGGGACUAGACAUUCAGACUUCAGUGAAAGGUGCAAAAGCCAACAUCUGCCAUGGUAUAGCCGUGCAUAAGUGACCUGCAUAUGUGUGAAGACCAUUGUUGUGGAGGCAUAUAUUGGGAUUUUAGAGAGACAUAUGCUCUCGACGAGACGACAGCUUUUCUCGGAAUGUAUUAAGAGGAGAAUCAGAAAAUUAUGACCAUAGAAUUUUGAGACUUCAAGCAAUGGAAGCAGUUCCACUUUCAAAACUGCAAUAAAUUAGUAUUGUUAUUUCCCAAAUGAUUAAAGAGUGUAAUUAAAACUAAGAGUGAUGCCUCUGUCCUAACUUUUUAUGAGUGUUUCAAGUAUCAAAAUCUACAUUUGUUUAUAUUUACAAAAAAUAAUUGAGGUCGACUGUGAAAAUAUUGUAAGUCUUUUUGUGGUUUUGUCAGUUAACAAAAUGUUUUCAUUGAAAUUUACAAAAUGUCCCACCUUUUCCAGAACAGAUGUUUGCAUGUACACUUCUGAAUGUUUCCUUUCAGUAAUAAUGAUUGGUAUAUAUGUAUUUUAUACAUGCAGGACACAUUUCAAGUAUAUUGUUUUAUUCCAAAAUGUAUUUCGAACAUUAAGCAAGUACUGUGACGGGCCUGUGCCAUUACAGGUGGAGUUGUAUGGUGUACCUGUGUGGUGUGCUUGUGGUGGGAGCUUCUCUUUUGUUUUGUUGUUUGUGUCCUGGGCAUUGUGCUUCAGUUUAUUUUGGAGUUAUUUUGGCCAAUUUUUUUUUGUCCUUGAGAUUUUUUUACACCAGAACCUUAAAUUUAUUUCUUAUUAAAAUAUUUUUUUCAUUUAUUCACUAUUUGCUUUCCUUUUAUUUGUCAUGAUGUUGAGCCAGUCAUGACAAAUGUGGGGGCUUGUCUGCUUUUUUUUGUUGUUGUUAGGAUUUUUUUUUCUCCUCUCUUUUUUGAGUAGUUGGAGGCAUGCAGUGUUUUGUUUUGGGUUUUUGUGUUAGCUGAUUUUGCUUGUUGUUUAGUUUGGUCUGGUGCAGGCUUUUGUUGGGGUGAGCCUAUUUUGGACUUUUGCGUGGUACCGUGGAUCCUUUGGAUCCUGCUGUUGUUUGGUGAGUACUCUGCAGGGGUGGGUUGGUUUGGGUUGUAGUUCCCUUUGACUGGUUUAGUGGAGUGUCUGUGUUUGGGCACUCUGUUUUGUUUGGGGGGUGGGUUUUGGUUUUCUUUUUGGCCCUUUUUAUUUUUGUACCACUUCUGGGCUGAGGGCGUCGCCAUAGUGGUUGGGUUUUGUGGCUCUGGCCAGAAGACUUCUGUCCUGCUGGUAUUUGGGUGCUUAAAAUGACUCAGCUCUUGGAAGGAGUACGAAGACUAGGUUGGGCUUAGAUAGUUUUGGUUUAAUAGUUAGGGGGAACUGCAAUUGCGGUUGCCUCCCCUCCUGUUUGAGUUGUUUGUUUGCUGACUCUGCUUUGUGUUGGCUAUAGCUUCUGUUAGUCAGUUUGUUCAGUCACCCUCUGAGGACUUAUUGGAUCAGUUUUCUAAGGAUCAGCUGUUAGAAGUUGCUAGUUAUGAUGUUGGGUUAUCAAUUGCUGAUAAGUGGAUGAAGGGGUAAACUGAAAUCUGCAUUGGUAGAAAAGGGUGUUUUGAAGACUUUACCUGUUUCUCCUAGUGCCUCAUCUUUGCCACGUUCUUUGACUUUUGAACAGCGUAAAGAGUUGAUAUUGUUGGAAAGUGCGGCUAAGGAAAAGAUUAUUCAAAUCCAGUUAGAGGUGGAGAAGUAGAUUGAGUUGUCUAGGCAUCAGUUGGAGCAGAAGUGACUUGAAGCGAUACCGUUUGGAUUUGGUCAAGGCUGGCAGGCUUUCAGAUACUGGAUUUUCAGCUGGUCCUGUUGAGUUACCUGGUUUUGAUGUAGUUAAGUAUCUUUAGUUGCUGGCUAGGUUUGAUGAGAGGGGAUGUUGAAAGGUUUUUUUCACUGUUUGAGCGUCUGGCUAGCGCAAGGGCAUGGCGUGAUGUAGAGCGCACCAUGUUGUUACAGUGUGUGUUUACUGGUAAGGCUCAGGAAGCUUAUUCUGCGCUCAGUGCAGAGAAUGCAGCAGAUUAUCAGGUGGUUAAGACUGCCGUUUUACAAGCUUAUGAAUUGAUUCCAGAGGCGUACAGGCAAAAAUGUAGGUUUUGGCGGAAAGGGGAGAGGCAAACACGUAGAAUUUGCGAGGAGUAUUUCAUUACAUUUUAAUCGCUGAUGUACAGCAUCAGGUGUUAAGACUUUAGAUGAUCUGAAAGAUUUAACUGUACUGGAACAAUUUCAAAAUUCUGUUUUUGAUUGCCUUGCUAUCUAUAUAAACGAGUGUAAAGUCAAGACUGCAUAUGAUGCUGCAAUUUUGGCAGAUGAAUUUUGUUUUGAUUAAUAAGACCUUGUUUAGCACUGUAGGGGAUCAGUUGUGUCGUUUCCCUAAGGAUAGAAAUCUUGAGAAUGUAUGCUGUUACUGUCAUGCCAGUGGUCACUGGAAAAACGAAUGUCCUGUUUUGAGGACGAAGAUGGAGAGCACUCCUUCCAAGGCUUCUAGGAGUGCUCCUGGCCCUGUGAAACCUGUUGGCUUGAUAGCUGCUGCUCUUUCUGUGAUUGGGCCUGUUACUGGGAAGUCCUUUGAUUCUAUGUGUUUGCCAUUUGUGAUGGACAGACGUGUCCAUUUAGUGGAUUCUACCCAGGCGGUCCCUAUUAGAUUUUUGAGAGAUACUGGGGCAUCAGAGUCUUUUAUAUUAGAAUCUGUGUUCCCUUUUUCUUCUGAGUCCUAUAUGGACAGUGAUGUUUUGAUUAGGGGAAUUGGACUGAAUGUUUUGUCUGUUGCUUUACAUAGGGUUGUUUUAAAGUCUGAUCUGGUCCAGGGAGAGGUGCAAUGUGUUUGGCGAGGUGUUCUUCCAUCUUUGGUUGUGUCUUCCACACCGGUCACUUGAACGGAUGAUUUGGAGGAGAAUGUUUCACCUGAGAUAUUUGUCUUGUGCGGUGACACGUGCCAUGGGUAAAAUUUCCCCAACCAAGGAUCCUUCAUACCUACUAGGAAUUUCAGAGGGUAAAAUAUUUGAAAUUCCCUAAUGCCUCUCUGUUUCACCUGAAGUGUUGGUUAGAGAGCAACGUGCUGAUCCUUCUUUAGGUGACUUAUUUGAUAAAGUCCUGCCUGCCUCUGUUAUUAAAGAUCUGCCUUCAGGUUACUUUUUGGAAGAUAGCCUGUUGUUGAGAAAAUGGGUUCCACACGGCAUUCAUUUUGUGGGAGACUCUAUUUUUCAAAUUGUAGUGCCAAAUUGUAGUGUUCUGCAGACCACUCAUGAUGUGUCCGGACAUUUGGGGGUUAGAAAGACCUAGAAUGGAAUACUGCAGCAAUUUUUUUGGCCAAAACUAAAAAAGGAUUAGCCAGUUAACUGGUAAGCCUAAUCAAACACUGAAACCUGCUCCCCUUUACCCUAUUCCUGCUAUUAGCCAACCAUUUGAGCAUCUGAUAGUGGAUUGUGUGGGCCCUUUACCCAAGUCCAAAGCAGGAAGUAUUUAUCUUCUGACUAUGAUGUGUCAAGCCACACGAUAUCCUGCAGCUUAUCUGCUUUGUUCUAUUACUGCAAAGUCUGUGGUUAAAGCUUUGACUUAGUUCAUUUUAAUUUUUGGAUUCCUUUGAGUCAUUCAGUCUGACCAAGGGUCUAAUUUUACUGCUAGUUUGUUUAGCCAGGUAUUAAACAUAACUGGGCUACUGCAUACCAUGCCCAGAGCCAGGGAGCCUUAGAAAGAAAAAAAAAUUACAUUGGAAUGCAUAAAGUCAGGAACAGAGCCAGUGACUGAUUGGUCAAGAAGUCAAGAAAACAGCAAUUUGCUGGUCCCUGUACUGUGGUGAGGCAGACAUCUUAUUUGACCCAGGUGAUUUGUGUUUUACUAGGCCAGUUAAAAAAUUUGGAAGCUUUGCAUAAUUUGGAUAGCAUGCUGGGCAUUUGCCUGCCUUGCAGCAUUCAGAGUUGAUUAAACUGAUCAGUUAAUAUGGGUCACUGUUUCCAGAUACCCCCACUUGCACAAAUCUUAUUGAGCAUGAUAUCGAUGUGGGUGAUGCAGCCCCUAUUCGGCAGCUGUACUACCGUGUCUCUCUGGAUAAGAGAAGACAAUUGGAGAAGGAAGGUGAUUACAUGCUUAAGAACAAAAUAGCAGAGCCUUCAUUUUCCAGCUAGGCCUCUCCAUGCCUUUUGGUAAAUAAGCUUGAUGGUUCUUUUAGGUUUUGUACUGAUUAUCUGAAGCUGAAUGCAGUGACUAAGCCUGAUUCAUUCGUCUCUGCUUUCAUUACACCAUUUGGUUAAUAUUCUUAGAGGGUUAUGAGUUUUGGAUUGCAAAAUGCUCCUGCUACAUUUUAGCAUCUAAUGAAUCAUGUUUCUGGUUUAGAGGGUUGUGCUGUAUAUUUGGAUGAUGAUGUGGUAUUUAGUAAUACCUGGGAUGCCCUCCUUCUCCAUAUAAGGGCACUGUUUGAUUGAUUUACAUUACAGGCCUGUGCCAUUACAGGUGGAGUUGUUGUGGGUGGGGCUGAAGGCCUUAUCAAGACCACUACUUACACCUGUGUGGUGUGCUUGUGGUGGAAGCUUCUCUUUUGUUGUGUUGUUUGUGUCCCGGCAGUAGGCCAGUUU
Colossoma macropomum (tambaqui) is the source of this 6813-nucleotide messenger RNA. RefSeq names its product zinc finger protein 501-like. Lineage: Eukaryota; Metazoa; Chordata; Actinopteri; Characiformes; Serrasalmidae. Gene Ontology annotation, biological process: negative regulation of transcription by RNA polymerase II. The record is from RefSeq and is a predicted model, not a curated record. The coding region runs from base 306 to 1493 and encodes 395 amino acids. Gene Ontology annotation, molecular function: DNA-binding transcription repressor activity, RNA polymerase II-specific. The transcript is spliced from 3 exons.